AUGCCACGAGCCGUGGUUGGUGGAAUUCCUCUGUUCCAGCCUAGCCGAAUACCUAAAGUCGGAGCAAGAAGGCCAACAGAGUCUGAACUAUAUUUUUCGCCGGAUCUCUGGUGCCCUGCAGAUAUCCUCGACAACAAGGUGGGCCAGGACUGCGCGGCUCUUAGAGGUAUUUGUCUAGUUCUAUCAAUUUUGCACCUAUUAACCCCAUUCUCCCAGCUUCAUCGGAGAUGCCCUCUCAAAGGAAGCGUCUCUGAUGGCAAACAUCGAUUGCGUACGAGCUUUUCAAAAGAAGCGGAGGCACAAAUCUCAAAGUGCAGCGCGAAGCCAUCUGAAAUCCCCCGUCAAAGAAUCCUUCUGAGAAUCAACGACCCUCAAAUUCACGUUACGGAGUCGUCCGAGGUCGAAUUACAUAUCGAAUCCUUUGAGAUAGUAAACAUUGCCACCUCUCCAGACAAAGCCUUGUCCAUCGGCUGGCCCGCAGUCAAUGAAAAAGCAGUCUCUGAGAAGAUAUUUGAGUAUAAGCAAUUAAAAGCAAAGGAAGUUGGAACUCCCGCACCAAAUGGUAGCCCGCUAUCCGUCAGAUCACAAGCGGGAUAUGACCCAACCCGAACUGAUGGAGCCAUCGGUCAUGAGGAGGAGGAAGUCUCUCAACAGGAAUUUCUGACGCAGCCACCUGCUGAUACCCGCCUCCAUCAGCCGACUUGGACGAAGGAUGGUGGACCGAGCCGAACUCUUUUGGAGCUUCUGCGAGCCCGAGGACAGGCUAAAAAGGCCGUGGUAGACACUGAUAGGAAAUCAACGCCUUCUGCGGAUUUGGGGAACGGUUCAGUCCCGGCUCCUAUUCGAAAGAUUGUCAAAGCCUCUCCUGGCCCGGUGGCAACAGAUGGCAGUUCUGAUUUGACGCCAGAGCGCGAUGCAAACAUAAAACUGCCGGGAGCAACACCCUCCCGUCCCACAAGUCUGCCUGCUUGUUCAUAUACGCCGAGGAAAACCGAAAAUCGCUCGAUAGAGCGUCACGAAUCAGAAGACAACGACAUUUCUACGCAAGCGAAUACCGAGCAAACCGACAAAGUCGUCUCUCCGGAUACAUCAAGGAUCUCGAAUCAUCUCGAGCAGGUAAUUGCUCCGCCACUUCCGGACACGGUGGUUCAACGCUUCCGACGCUGGCGGCAAGAAUCUCAAAAGUAUUUGCCAAGAUACAUUCAAAAGAUUCCUCGAGAGCAACAAAAGCUUCUGGAAUCUGAUGAAAGUUGGCAACCACCUCUUGUUGGUCGUCCAGAAAGACCAGGACAAGUACCCCUAUCACUCCUUGAGGAACUCUCGAAUGCGGCCGAUAAUGUUGUGGAAAAUGAGUUAUUGAGAUCGCGCAAUGAGGAUCAGCAUGAAACGAUUGACCGUGCUCACGAUCAAGAGACAGUAAAAGUGAACGGGAAUGAACAAGAUCAUUCGAACGAUUCAGAUGAUUCAGAGGUUACUUGGGAUUUAAGCCCACCUACCCAACAACGCCGGCAACAACGGCCCGCACCUCUGCCGCCCAACAGCCCACCAGUUGAUCUAUUGCAGCCAAAAGAACCUAUCCACCCGGAGAAUAGUGAUCGUUCGACUGAAAAUCAGAGUCCCGAACAAUCCCCCUUGUCUGCUAGAGCUAUAGUCCACGCCCACCAAAAUUCCCAGAUACAUAUUUUCUCCAACCCUGGUGACCAAAGUUACAAUUCGACCGCCAUCUCUAACGCGCCUAUUGAACAAGAGAGCAACAGUUCAAUGUCGUCUAUCGCCCCAAACACCGCCUCCGAACAAUAUGUGAGGGAGGACCGAGGGGGAACCGGAUCAAUACAAUGUCCAAUCCCAUCGACAGCUUUUGAACACCCGGCUAGCUCUGGCGCAAAGCAUGUGCAGGUCCAGAAGACUCCGUCGCCUAGGAAAGAGCCGCAUUCUCGAGAUCUUCUGUCCGCUCAAGCCAUAUAUCGAUCAUCGAAGGCCAUGGUUGAUGACGGAGAUCCUGUGUCUAUUCCUGGCAGAUUGUCGCAGAAUGAUAUGAACACCAUCCCCGACCAGACGGUUGAAGGACCCAAAAUGACAAGGGAGCAAAAUUCAAGGACCACGAAUUCAAUUGUUGUUAAAUAUCACGAUCGAGCCCGCUCUCCGCCCGUUGAAGGUCCGCAUGGGAAUAUCAAUCACGCUGUGAAUCCCCCAAAUAAGCCAAACCUGGGUGCCACCGCAUCUUCCGAUGCUCAAGAUUUUCGAUUGCCAUUAACGACAGGUGGUCUUCCUCAAUCAUCAACCACAGAAGAACUCCAUAGUGAUACACGUCAACCAGUCAAGCCGGUCCUAAACGUCGAAAAUGGCCCUCUGGAUACGGUCUCGUUCCCGAUAGUUCUAAAUGAGAGGUCUGAACAGGUGGGAUCGAUGACGGGAAUCGCACAAAGAGGUCCACCUCUGUCUGACACACACCCCCUCCGGAGCAAUUCUGAAUAUCUGGGGAAGAGAACAAAUCGGGCGGAAAAUAGCCAUCCACGCAAGAGACAGCGAAUGACUUCUGAUGGAGAGACUUUUCAAAAUCAUCGGCAGGCCUUGUCAAAUUCGACCGGACCGGAAGUCUCAGGACGACACUCUUCCUCUUCGUCAAUGAAGGACGCUGAUAGUAUCAAUGUGGGCCCGGAAAAAUCAGCACAUACGCCAAUCACUCGUGUGUCCACAUACGAUGGGAUUGAAGACGAUGAUAACAUUCGACCAAGUGACUCGGUCUCUACCACAUCAGAUUCGGUAGAUGCAGAGAAACUGUUUUCCAGUUUCCAAAUCGCCUACCCAGAUUAUGACGGAACAACAAAUCAAUUCAUCACGUCAUGUCAAUUUCUCAAGGAUCUGUUGAGCAAGGGCCAAGAACACCAUCCCUUCCUUUUCGAUGAUAUGAUCUUUCACCACCAUCACAGCUUUCGUCCAUAUCUAAUGGAAGAGGGAAUGAUUGCUACCGUCCCACUAUUAUUUUCGGAGUUUUAUCGCCAACGCAUCACAAAGCCCACCCACCUUGAGGGGAUUGUGACAGAAUCAGCUCUCAAAAAGCUACCCAAUCGGACUCCGUCGACUGUAUCUGGAAUCAACAAUUCUAAGCGACACCCCAAUACUGAUUCAUCAACAUUCGCAAGACCGAUAACCGUCAGAGAAGAGAGCAAGAACGGGUCAAACUGUCGCUCUUGGGAUCAAUUCCAUGCUGAGAAUGAUUUAUAUGCUCACUCUGACAAUGGCGUUGAAAAUUGUGGCCCGAGAGCCUCUGGUAUGCCAUCACCAGAGUUGGGGACUCCAAAUAUUGAUCGGAGUCUCAGUGACAUCAAUCCUUUGGACAUAUCACCCAACGACACCCCAAUAUUCGUGUCGACAAUGAAGGAAACCGUAUCACGGUCCCAGGAGAGAAUUCCACCCCGAACGCAAAAAUGGCAAAAUUCGCAACCAAGGCAGGAGAGCUCGACCGAAUCCCCCAUGACUCGGGUUCAAAAACGUCCAAGACCAUCAGCCAGCCCAUUUGUCCGACCACCCAAAUCGACUCCUACUUCUGCGCCGAAGCCGAAUCCGGAUGUCUUACGGUUAGAGUCUCCCAAUUCAUCAUCUUUGGGAACGAGCCCAUUCGCGAAACUACGAAAGCGGAUAUCUGAUGCCUUACAAAGAGAAUCUACGGCUGCAGGGUCAGCAGUCAUCGCACGAUAUCAUGAGCGAGAGAAAGAGAAAGAAAUCAGACCAGCAUUUGAGCUAUUCGCGGAGGAUUACUCACUCCUGAACAGUGAAAAACUAGCAAGGGUUGGCACAACUUCAAAACGAAGCGGUGGUGGAAUUAACAUAUUCUCUUGGAGGACUUGA
Messenger RNA from Rhinocladiella mackenziei CBS 650.93, 3849 nucleotides. RefSeq lists its product as uncharacterized. Bases 1 to 3849 code for a protein of 1282 amino acids. The transcript has a single exon. The record is from RefSeq and is a predicted model, not a curated record. Lineage: Eukaryota; Fungi; Ascomycota; Eurotiomycetes; Chaetothyriales; Herpotrichiellaceae.